CUUCAGUGGAGGAGAACACAGAGGCCAGGGGAAGGAGAAAUCGGGGACCCUGAGGAGAGGGCCCCCAGAAAGUACCAGCAGGCACUGGGACCCCCAGCAUGGGAGACGCCAGGCCUUUGUGUGAGCGGGGCGGCACCACGUGGCCUGCCUGCAUCCCCCUCUCCUGCCCAGAGCUCAGCUGUGAAUACCCAAAGGAACACCCUGCGGCCCUCAAUAAAUAUUUGUCCAAUGUGUGGAUGAGUAAAGGCAAGAGCGGGGGCGUGUUUUGGAAGUCCAUCCCCACCCUCCCGGCCGACCACACCUUAGUAGUCACUCCCAGAUAAAACUCUCCCGGCCCGGUAGCUGCCAGGGACAGAGGAGCCGGUGUCGGGGGCCCCCUCGGGACGCGGAGCCAUGCCCAGGUACACGGUGCACGUGCGUGGAGAAUGGCUGGCUGUGCCCUGCCGGGACGCGCAGCUCACCAUCGGCUGGCUGGGCCGCGAGGCCGUCAGGAGGUACAUCAAGAAUAAGCCAGACAAUGGUGGCUUCGCCUCAGUGGACGACGUGAGCUUCCUUGUGCGCCGGUGCAAGGGCCUGGGCCUGCUGGACCACGAGGACCCCCUGGAGGUGGCCCUGGAGGACAACGAGUUCGUGGAAGUGGUUAUAGAAGGCGAUGCCAUGUCUCCUGACUUCAUCCCCUCACAACCAGAAGGAGUUUACCUAUACAGCAAAUACCGGGAGCCUGAAAAGUACAUUGCCUUAGAUGGCGACAGUCUGACCACAGAGGAUCUGGUCAACUUGGGGAAAGGACGCUACAAAAUAAAGCUCACCCCAACUGCUGAAAAGAAGGUGCAAAAAUCCAGGGAAGUCAUAGAUAGCAUCGUGAAAGAAAAAACUGUUGUUUAUGGUAUAACUACAGGUUUUGGGAAAUUUGCCAGAACUGUAAUUCCUGUCAAUAAGCUAGAAGAGCUCCAGGUCAACUUAGUACGUUCACAUUCUUCAGGUGUUGGGAAACCACUAAUCCCUGAGAGAUGUCGGAUGCUCUUGGCUUUAAGGAUCAAUGUCUUAGCCAAAGGAUACAGUGGCAUUUCCCUGGAGACCCUCAAACAAGUUAUUGAAGUAUUUAAUGCCUCCUGCCUGCCCUACGUUCCAGAGAAAGGAACAGUUGGUGCCAGUGGAGACCUUGCUCCACUCUCUCAUCUUGCUCUUGGGCUAAUUGGAGAAGGGAAGAUGUGGUCUCCAAAGAGUGGCUGGGCGGAUGCUAAAUACGUCCUGGAAGCUCAUGGAUUGAAGCCAGUCGUUUUGAAACCGAAAGAGGGCCUGGCGCUCAUCAACGGGACACAGAUGAUCACCUCCCUGGGCUGUGAAGCCGUGGAGAGAGCCAGUGCUAUUGCACGCCAGGCGGACAUCGUGGCGGCCUUGACCCUUGAGGUGCUGAAAGGCACCACCAAAGCCUUCGAUACUGACAUUCACGCAGUCCGCCCACACCGUGGGCAAAUUGAAGUGGCUUUUCGGUUUCGGUCGCUCUUGGACUCAGAUCACCACCCAUCUGAAAUAGCAGAGAGUCACAGGUUCUGUGAUCGCGUUCAGGAUGCAUACACCUUGCGCUGCUGUCCACAGGUCCACGGUGUGGCGAAUGACACCAUAGCGUUUGUGAAGAACAUCAUCACCACAGAACUCAAUAGCGCAACAGAUAACCCUAUGGUUUGUGCCAGCAGGGGAGAGACUAUUUCUGGAGGAAACUUCCAUGGUGAAUACCCAGCCAAAGCCCUAGACUAUUUGGCCAUUGGAGUCCAUGAACUUGCUGCGAUUAGUGAAAGAAGAAUUGAAAGGCUCUGUAACCCCUCCCUCAGCGAGCUGCCUCCCUUCCUGGUGGCUGAAGGUGGUCUGAACUCUGGGUUCAUGAUUGCACAUUGCACCGCAGCAGCGCUCGUUUCUGAGAACAAGGCUCUGUGCCACCCCUCGUCUGUGGACUCUCUCUCCACCAGCGCUGCCACGGAGGACCACGUCUCCAUGGGAGGAUGGGCAGCAAGGAAGGCCCUUCGGGUCAUCGAGCAUGUGGAACAAGUGCUGGCCAUCGAGCUUCUUGCUGCCUGCCAGGGUAUAGAGUUUCUACGCCCCCUGAGAACAACCACUCCUUUGGAGAAGGUCUAUGACCUGGUGCGCUCUGUUGUAAGGCCCUGGAUAAAAGAUCGCUUCAUGGCUCCCGACAUUGAGGCUGCACACAGGCUGCUCGUAGAGCAGAAGGUUUGGGAGGUAGCUGCACCAUAUAUCGAAAAAUACAGAAUGGAACAUAUUCCAGAAUCCAGACCUGUUUCUCCAACAGCAUUUUCACUGGAAUUUCUACAUAAGAAAUCCAUCAAAAUCCCAGAGUCCGGGGAUCUUUAAUCUUUGUCAUAGAUGAGCAGAUCGGAGGGUGCUUGGUUGAACAGCAAGCAGUCUUACGCUGAAGAAGAGACCUAAGGACUUUCCUAAGUAGAUCAAUUGUUCAGUUCUUCUAACACCACCUUUCUUAGGCUGGGACAGCAUUAUAGUCGUUCACUCUAGCACUGUGUUCUUGUUGACCUGGUUUGAGACACAGAAGCUGGUUUCAGAUUAUAGGAGUUUUCUUUCUUCCUUAACAGUAUCAACAGGCCACUUAACAUUAUUUGAACUCAAAUUUUGAAACAGAUUGAUGAUAUUCUUUUCCAUUAGACUUUAAAACAUUAGACUUUUAUGAACCUCUUUUUCGUCUUCUUUUUUUUUUAUGGUUUGACAAGUUCUCCACUAGAUAACUUAGGCUGAUUGAAUUAUACCACGAUAUGAUGAAUGUUCUUUAUGAGGCCUUGAUAACAACUUCUUUUAAAGUCAUAAUUUGUCCUGAAGCUUCUUUCUUCUAUUAAUUGCAUCAUAAUAUAGUCAAUAGGUCAACAAGAGGUUUUGUGUAAAGGAUUGCUAUUGGAGUGGCCCUUAUUGAUAUUUAACAAAUAUCACUAUUCAUCAAAAAAAAAAUCUCAGUUGCUUAAGCUGGAGUUGGAGGUUAGUAUUAUUACCUUCUUACUAUGUGUUAGUACUUUAUUCACAGUCCUAUAACAACCCUGCUUUAAGAAGCCUCCUGUCCCACAAAGAAGGAAUUUUAUAUUCAAAGGUAACCAACCCCUUCUCUAUAAUGGUAAUCAUUAAAAGGAGAAACUAUUGACAGAGGUCGACAGGGCCCUGGGAUGUGUUACCCAGUCUGUUUUUUCCUCAAAAAAGACAAAGGACUGGGAAGCUGGGAAGGCUUAAUUAUAAUCAUCUGGGUGAAAGAUAGGUCAGAUGACCUCUUGGCUUCUGAAGGCGAAGCUCUGUGACUUUGCACCUACUUGUGCGAAGGCGUGCAAGGCACUCCAGGUGCAGGAGCCUGGAACCACGGCUCUCACAACUACAGUAGGCCAAGGAAAGAACAAACACACUUGCCAGCCUGCUUACCCGAUUCCAGCCAAAAAUGGGCCCCACAGUAUAUUUCACAGCAGGGUAUCACUCUUUAGAUGGCACCCUGUCCCCAGGAAAAGGUGGAGACUGAAGUGAAAGUGCUGCCUACAGCAGUUUGGUGACUGGGAAUCUGCUGAGGAGCCUGUUUGCUGAAAGGCUGCUCUGGGUGCUGUCCUUUGCUAAAAUGUCAACAGGCAUGAAUGAGUUUUCUUCAUGCUUAGCCACGAACCCCAGUCAAACCAAUAAACCCAGCGGUCUAAUGGCUGCUCUUCACUCCAGUCUGGGGAGUGCUGGAUCCCCACAGGCCACUGUGGUCUUCCAGGGCACUUUACAAUUGAGUCUUUGAGACAGCUCUGUGAACAAUGGAUUAUCACAUGCUUCAAGGGAACGUCAAGGUAAAUGUGGAAUAAACUAUGUCUCAGUUGUCUUAUGUUGUCACAAUAUUCUUAUAAUUCUUUGAUUUUUAUAACAAAGUUUAGUGCCUCUUUAGGGAAAGGCUUUCUAGCUGCAGUUAAUCAAGUUUCUGAAAGGUUUAGUCAAUGAAUGUUAGCACACGGCCAUGUGUCUUUAGGAAGUAUGGUUGAUUCGGUGUCCUUUCUCUUUCCCGUGGAGUAGCAGCAAGGAUUCGAGGCAUCACGGUUUCCUCCCAGCAGGCUCACCUGGGCUUCUUCCCCUGCUGUCUCAGGGCAGCCAGAGGGCAAGCCCCAAAGCAUUAGGGCUACAGUGCCACCCUUGCUAAUGUCCUGUUGGCCAAAGCAAGUCACCCUCUCCAGCCCAAGUCAGUCUGGGAGAGUAAUACUCGAUGGCAUUAGCAUGUGACUUGCGGUCCAUUACUGUAACGAUCUACCACAUACAUAAAAUCAAACAUACAACCUGAAAAAAUCAAGACACCUUUCAUUACUACUUUAAAUUUGAGUCUCAUCUUUGUAUCUGGUCACUGGAUUAUUAUCGUUUUAUUAAACCUUCUCAUUAUCUCAUGAAUGGCA
Molecule: messenger RNA, 4415 nt
Organism: Ailuropoda melanoleuca (giant panda)
Lineage: Eukaryota; Metazoa; Chordata; Mammalia; Carnivora; Ursidae
Gene: HAL
Product: histidine ammonia-lyase
Exons: 20
Coding region: 394-2367 (657 amino acids)
Biological process (GO): L-histidine catabolic process
Cellular component (GO): cytoplasm
Molecular function (GO): histidine ammonia-lyase activity
Source: RefSeq, a predicted model, not a curated record